This is a messenger RNA of Hirundo rustica (Barn swallow), 3072 nucleotides long. RefSeq names its product exonuclease 3'-5' domain containing 3 (gene EXD3). The record is from RefSeq and is a predicted model, not a curated record. Gene Ontology annotation, molecular function: nucleic acid binding; 3'-5' exonuclease activity. Gene Ontology annotation, biological process: nucleobase-containing compound metabolic process. Bases 470 to 2779 code for a protein of 769 amino acids. The transcript is spliced from 21 exons. NCBI's taxonomy places the organism in Eukaryota, Metazoa, Chordata, Aves, Passeriformes, Hirundinidae.
AGGAGCCCGUGCGUGCGGGGAGAAGGGCGGAGAGAACGGGGUCGGUAUUAGCGGUGAUUGCACCUUCAGCUCCGCGGGGCGGUGGGACGGAGUUACGGCGGUCACACGGACUUCAGAGAGUUAAUUAUAACAUAACAAACCAAAGAAAUCCGCGUCAGCCCUGCGCCGGACAGCGGUGGAACUGCUCCUGGUGGCAGCAGGAUCCCCAGACAUCGCCCAGCAGCUGAGACCUUCACUGGCCUCCCUCGGGAAAAUCAAACCAAGCUGGUGGGACCCAGAAGCCUUCUGAGCAAUUAGCACUGACUCAUCCCCGCCCUGGGGAGGCUUGGCAGAAUUCAGGCUGUGUUUCCUUGGCUGGAGCCAUCCCUGCAGGGCACAAACCUCAGCUUUAAGAAGCAAGAACUUGGGCUGAAUCUCUGAGUUUAGACCUCCAACCUCAGCAUCCUGAUCUGGUGCCGCCUUUGGGAGGAUGAAUCAGGACAGUUACUCAAGUGAUCAGCCCACGGGCCAGGACCCACUCCUACUGCUGAAAACCCUUCAGCUUCUGUGGACAAAGCAUGAGCUGGGGAAGCUCAAGGAAGAAAUCAGGCGGGGCUUUGCCAGACUGGAGGACCCUUUGGCAGGACUCCUGGCCAUGCUGGAGAGCAGCAGUGAUUGGAAGGGGAAAGGGCAUUCCCUGGGGUAUUGCAUCAUCACGGAGCUGCAGCUUUGGAUAAAAGCACAUCCUGCUGUCCCACAGUCUGGCACCAAGCUGAAGAAGCUGCAGGCCCGUGUGCUCGGAAUGCUCUCCCAGUGCCCAGCUAAUCUGCUUGACCCCCUGAUUAGCAUUUACCAGCUCCACACAGCGGACCGGAACUAUUUGCUUGAACAUGUCAGUCAUCUUUAUCUCCAGGGCAAUUACAAAGAGGCAGCCGUACUGAGUAUUAAGCUGAAAUUACAGCCAGAUCAAGAUGUAGAGAAGAUGUGUACCCCACUACUGCUCCAGGAUAAAGCCAACUUGGUGGAAGAUUAUGUGGCAGAAUAUCCUGAGCUCCAGAGGAAGCUCUUGCACACCUUGGACAUGUGGUGUGACCCCAGCUUCAAUAUCAGAGACAUCACAAGACCGUAUCAAGGCCUGUCCAGGUACAAACCCGAAAAAUUUAACCGCAGAGUGCUCAGCAAGCUGGUCUUCAGGCUCCUGGAGAGAUUCAACGUUGACCCAGCUCUCUGCCCUAAUGUCAUAAAUCAGCGGCACUUGAGAACCCUGAAUUACCUCUUUUACAAGAGAUUUGUUGAGAAAACCAUGACUGAGCAGAACUGGGGAGACCACAUUCAGAGCACAGUUGGGGAGAAUCGGUGGCUCCAAGGACACCUGGUGCAGUUGCUGCUCCGGCACUGUGAUGUGCCCAGCGCGGCGCGGUGGGCGCGACACUGCCAGGUGCCCCCUGAGAUGCUGCCUCGGGCUCUGGCUGAGGAGCUUCAGAAGCUGCACAUCCAGGACAGGGUAGAAGAGGUCACAAAAGCAGAUAAUUAUGAGUCCAGUAAGAAGAAGGACUAUUACCAGCUUCCUAUUCCACGGGAAAACAUUCACUUUCUGCAGACAUGGGAGGAGACACUGCAGUGCUGGGAGAAGGUGCUGCAGCCUGGGCAGGUCGUUGGUGUGGACAUGGAGUGGAAGCCUUCUUUUGGCAUGGUGGGGAAGCCCCGUGUUGCCCUCCUGCAACUUGCACUGAAGGAUGAGGUGUUCUUGUUGGACCUGCCACGGCUCCUCGAGCAAGCUGAAGCUGAGGGGGAGAAGGACAAGCUUCCCCAUUUCAUCCAGAUCCUCUAUUCAGAUGCAGCCAUCACUAAACUAGGUUAUGGGAUGUCUGGAGACCUCAGCAGCCUAGUAGCCACAUGUUCUGCUCUGAAAGACACAGAGAAGCAAAUGCAAGGUGUAGUGGAUCUUCUUGCAGUGGACAAACAGCUGCAGUGGGGGAAGGACAGCCGGAAGGUCGAUGGACUGUCCCCGGAGCACAGCCACGAGGAGACAGGGGUCAGGCAGCCGGAGAAGGGACUCAGCCUCCUGGUGCAGCAUGUGCUGGGGAAGCCUCUGGAUAAAAGAGAGCAGCUGUCAAACUGGGAGAAGCGGCCGCUGAGAGAGGAGCAGAUCCUCUAUGCAGCUUCAGAUGCCUACUGCUUGCUGGAGAUCUACGAGAGGCUCUGCAAGGACCCCGAGAGCUUUGGUCUGGGUUCAGACCUGACAGAAAGUCUGGUGGGAAAACAGAGCAAAAAACCCAGGGUAAAAAAGCAGCUGAAUAAACAAGAAGCACCAUCACCUUCUGGACAGGAAUGCCAAGGACCCAGAACAGAGCCCUCACGCCCCCCUGCCCCCAUCUCCCCCCAGGAGUUCAGUGUGGUCUGUGACAACAUGCUGCAGGGCCUGGGGCGCUACCUGCGCUGCCUGGGCGUGGACGUCCGGCUGCUGGACAAUGAGGAUGACCACAGGAAAGCUGCUGAGAUUGCCCGACAGGAAGGAAGAGUCAUUUUGACCUCUGGACUCCCGUAUCAGACUCUGCGCUCCCAGGUGGGAGAAGGAAGGUGUUUCUCUGUGAACUGCUCCGAGAAGGCGAAGGAACAGGCACUGCAGGUGCUGAAGCACUUCAACGUGCAGGUGUCCCUGAGUGACAUCUUCAGCCGCUGCCAGGUAGGACGAGGCUGGCUCGAGCCCCGGCUCCCACUCGCUCACCGCUCCCUGCGCCGCCUCGGCGUUCUGGGCCUUGCACUUGGUGUCUUCUUGGUUCCCAAGAGUUCUGCUUGAACUUUGGCAGCACCUGGCAAAGCUGUGAGGAGUUCUGAGUGCAGCCACAUCCAUCACAGUGCUGAGGGCUCAGUCAGAGGAUCAGAGGCUCUGCAUCUGCAGCUUUGCUAGAAACUCACCUCUUUUUCUGAUUUUUGGUACUUGGCACGUGUUUUGGCAUCAGCUGUCUUGGUUAGACUAUCUUUGUUGCUGUCUUCUCUGUUUAGGACACAUGCUGUUUUAAUUACAAACCAUGUUUAAUUAUGGCUCUAUGAUUCUGUUAACACUUAAUUACUUUAAUAGGAUUUUUUUCA